Molecule: messenger RNA, 1710 nt
Organism: Zeugodacus cucurbitae (melon fly)
Lineage: Eukaryota; Metazoa; Arthropoda; Insecta; Diptera; Tephritidae
Gene: Osi2
Exons: 5
Coding region: 125-1387 (420 amino acids)
Source: RefSeq, a predicted model, not a curated record
UGUGAUCCACUAAAUUUUUGGUUUCAUAUAAAUUGCUUGCGGUCGAUUGGAGUUGGCACAGUUCAUUUGUAAAGCCAGCAGUGCAAAGUAGUGGUAGACGCGCCCAACCGCCGAAGGAUAUUUUAUGAAAACACUUAAACAUUUACAAGCAACAACAAAAGCAAUGACAACACGAACAGAAACACACCUAAGGCACACUUGGCCGGCGCUGUUGCUAAUUUGGACCUGCUGCGUUGCGCUUGUGGCCGGUCAGGGACUGCGUUUGCCCGAUCAGCAACCUCAACAGCAACAACAACAUCAACAACAGCAGCAACAAAAUGUUCAACAGAUUUUCGCACCACAGCCACAGCAGUUGCAUCCACAACAGCAGCAGCAACAGCAACAGCAAUCGCCCGCUGUGAGUUAUGGACAAGAGCGUGGUUUGGGCUCAGCGUUCUUGAGUUUAAUCGGUCUGCAGCAGGAGAACGACCCCUAUUUAGCGCGCACAAAUCAAAAUUGCGUGAGCGGUGAUUUAUCAGAGUGCUUCAAGACACAAGCGCUCGGAAGCUUCGAUGAGAUUUUUUAUCGUGACCAAUAUGCUUUGUCUGAUUUUGCGCGUGUCAUUCGUUUGCCCGAAACACAGCAACGUUCACUCUUGCAAGAGCCAUUCGAGUAUUCUCAGGAACCACGCAACGAGGAUAGCGAUUGGGACCAAUUGGUUAAAUACGCCCUGAGGCGCGCUGAACGCUUUGUCAAGUCCACAGCGUUGGAAAUCGAUGUGCCCGAGGAGCUCACCGAGGCGGGACGCUAUUCAGCUCGUUUCAUUGGAAACGACAUUGACAGUGAAUUGGACGUCAUUGAGGAUAAACAUGCGCCCGUCUUCAGUAAGUCGCGCUCCAAAACAUCUCGCAAGAAGUUGAAGAAGAUGAUCAUCCCAUUGUUGUUGGUACUCAAGAUUUUCAAACUGAAAUUGUUGCUUUUCUUGCCCUUCAUCCUUGGUAUUGCUGGUCUGAAAAAGAUACUUGGCUUGGCUGCUAUCAUACUGCCCGGUUUGUUCGCCUACUUCAAACUCUGUCGUCCACCAGGUGGUCCCGGUUUUGGCGGCGGCGCCUUCUCUGGCCUCUUUGGCAACAAAAACAACUUCCCCGAAUACUCACCACAAGGCGUCGGCUCGGCCACAUAUUAUCACCAUCACGAUCAUUACGAAGGUGCUGGCGCUGGACAUGGUCAAUUCUAUCGUCAGGAUCCUUCCUUCUCGAAGCCAUACACAGAUUACUACAGCAAAAAUUACCAAACUGCUGGCAAUGGCGGUAACUCUGUAAGCUUUGGUGAUGCUCACGAAGCCGCUUACUCGGGAUAUUAUGGCCGCAACACCGGCAAGGAUAUACAGAGCGAGCAGAAGAGUUAGGUUGCGACGAAAGUUGGCCGCACACAGCCAUUACUACACUGCCAUCCCAGCUGCAUGACUCUUUGAAGUUGUGCUUUCGUUUUUGUUUUCAUCCAAGUGUUGACUUUGUUGUUUUCAUUGAUUUUGUUAUAUGCUAGUGCGUGUUUUCACCGACAGUUGAAUUGUAAAUAUUUUAGUUGCUCAAUCUCUACAUGUAUGUAGCUGUAGUGUUGGGCGCCCAUCUUAUGUCCUAGCUAAAUUAUUUAUUAUACCUACACAUAUGUUUGAAUGUAUUUUAUAUAAAUAAAUUAUAAGCCAUUUUCGUAAAUUGAAUUGGCGUUUGC